Molecule: messenger RNA, 1862 nt
Organism: Sebastes umbrosus (honeycomb rockfish)
Lineage: Eukaryota; Metazoa; Chordata; Actinopteri; Perciformes; Sebastidae
Product: osteoclast stimulatory transmembrane protein
Exons: 3
Coding region: 1-1395 (464 amino acids)
Cellular component (GO): membrane
Source: RefSeq, a predicted model, not a curated record
AUGAAGAUCAUCACAGAGAAUAUUGUCAUGCCUGUCAGGAACAGAGCUGGAUCUGUCAGACAGACUUUAAAAUCUGUCCUGCCUUACCUGUGGGACGUUUACUCUGCACCCGCACCCACCGCCGGCAGAGACGUCCUGUCUCUACUGUCUCUCUGUUUCACGCUCGCCAUCGUCACUGGCGGCCUGCUUCACCACUGGCUGUCAAAGACUCUCAAGUACAACCAUGAAGCAUCCAUUCCGACCGCCUGCAUCUACAGCGUGGCCGUGUUUUUGGUCUCGUUCCUGUGUCACCCUCUGCGCUGCGUGCUGACCAUGACUCUGCCCACCGUCUGCACCAAACAGGGACGCAAACUCCUCAUCACCGCUUCUGUCAUGAUCCUAGUUUUGAACGUCAUCCCUAAUAUUACAGUGAACGUGGGGGCGGUCGCUCGCAUCCUGAAGUGCACCGCUGAGGGUUUCACAAAGACUUUGUUAAACAUAUCCGAACCUCUGAACGAAGCAAAGCGAGACCUUGUUGAGGAAGCCAUCAAAGUGAAGAGGGAAGAUUUGAGCAUUGUCACCAACUUGAGAAAGUUAGAUCAUUUCACACAUGUUGAUGUGUCAGAAGUCAAAAGCAGGUUUACUAAGAUGAUAGGGCAGAUAGAGGUCAACUUCUCACAAGCCAGGAACCUGCUAAAAGAAUUCAAGCUGAUGUCAAACCGGAUCCUCGCUGCUAUUUUUGUCGCUUUGCUAAUCUUUGAAUCUGCUCGCUACUUGAAAUCUUAUCUGGCAUCAGUUCAGUUUGAUAACGGCUACAUCUCCAAAGAGAUCCUGCAAAAAGGGGCUCAAGCUGCUAAAAAUAAAACUCAUCCCACAAGCUGCAAAAUAACAAGUCAGGAAUGUACUUCCUGUUUCAUAUCACUGGUUGUGGUAACGUUAUAUUUCAUUGCCAUGGCUUUAAUUGUAGCUCUGGAUCAUGUUGUGUAUCAUAUAGUUCAGGCAAUUUUGCCUUGGAUACUGGAUUUUCCACCAACAACUGCCAGCAUAAGUGUCAAUUACAAGGUUAAGUGGUUCCCCCCUGCCUUUUGUAUCAUCCCACGAUCCUGUUACACACGGGAGCUCACAAACUUCCACAGGGAUUACAAGUGGACUUUCAACCCCGAGCCGUCGCUCUGUGAUGUGACAACUUCAGCCCCGAACCUGGGAGUCACACUCCUGCUGGGAUGUCUCUGGCUGUUGAGCUACUCGCUGGUGUUCCUCGAGGUUUACGCCAGACGGCUGCGCAGGAAAAUCUCUGCAUCCUUUUUCAGAGAGCAGGAAGAGAGGAGGAUGUCUUACUUGAUGAAGAAAGUAGAGCUGAAGCAGAAUAGAAAAGAGCAAGAAGAGACUCUUGAUGUUGAGGUUGUCCGUGGGUGAAUGUUCACUGGACAAUGCAGUGCUUGUCUAAUUUUUCUGAUGACGUUUUUAGCCAUGAUGGCAGCGUGAAUGUAUGGAUAGUGAUGUCGGCCUGUCGGUCAAUCCUUUUGGUCCAGACUGAAAUAUUUCAAUAACUAUUAGAUGGAUUGUACGGAAGCCCUAAACGAACACGAUUCAAACAUUUUUUUAAUAUCAUUAUCUAAAGAUCACGAGUUAAUUAUGUCGUUAACUUGAGAAAACAAGCUUUGUUAUCUCGAGAUAACAACAUAAUUAACUCGUUAUCACCAGAAAACAAAAGGUCAUUUUCUUUUAUGACUUAUAAUGUUUGGGUCAAACCAGCCAACGGCAAAUGCAUUCAGACAGCCCAGAUCGAGCUGAAAGCAUGGAUGUAUACAUCCUGACAGUGAUGGACUUGAUGGUGAAGUUAGUUGAAAAUGUAUCUUGUGAUCUUGAGACAAAAAAAAAAA